Molecule: messenger RNA, 1026 nt
Organism: Helianthus annuus (common sunflower)
Lineage: Eukaryota; Viridiplantae; Streptophyta; Magnoliopsida; Asterales; Asteraceae
Exons: 1
Coding region: 1-1026 (341 amino acids)
Source: RefSeq, a predicted model, not a curated record
AUGACUCUUCCCGAUGGUUAUUAUUCUAAAAAUGAUAGAAAGGUGUGCAAAUUAGUUAAGUCUUUGUAUGGGUUAAAACAGGCCCCUAGGAAGUGGAAUGAGAAGUUAACUGAUGUUUUAGUUGGUGUUGGUUUUGUUCAAAGUCAGUGUGAUCAUUCUUUGUAUAUUCUGAAUAAAGAUUAUGUGUUCAUAGCUUUGCUCGUAUAUGUAGAUGAUAUUGUAAUAACAGGAAAUAAUGUUACUGAAAUUGGUAGGAUAAAAGGUCUCCUAAGUAAAAGUUUUCAAAUUAAGGACUUAGGUGUCCUAAAAUAUUUCCUUGGUUUAGAAGUUGUUUAUGAUAAAUCAGGGAUUUGCUUAAAUCAACGUAAGUAUUGCUUAGAUCUUUUGUCUAAAUUUGGUUAUCUUGGCUGUAAACCGGUUAAUACAUCUAUCGAGUUAAGUCAUGUGGUUAAUAAUAAAAUAAGUGGUGAACAGAAAGAUCUGGUUGAUAUAACAAGUUAUCAAAAGUUGAUUGGGAAACUUACCUACUUGUCAUUAACUCGACCUGAUAUAUGUUAUGCUGUUCAAUUCCUUAGUCAGUACAUGCAUAAGCCUUGUGUCUCUCAUCUCAAAGUAGCCUUAAGGUUAUUGAGAUAUCUGAAAUUGUGUCCUGGAAAGGGUUUGUCAUUCAAAAAAGGUGAUAAUUUUGAGUUAACUUGCUUUGCUGAUUUAGACUGGGGUAAAUGUCUUAAUACUAGGAAGUCCAUCACUGGUUAUUGUGUUUUUCUUGGUCAUGAUUUGAUUUCCUGGAAAAGUAAAAAGCAAAGUACUGUUUCCAGGUCUUCUGGAGAGGCCGAGUACAGGGCUAUGUGCUCUGCCACAUGUGAACUUGUUUGGGUUGUGAAUUUGUUGAGUGAACUUGGUGUUAAUUGUAAAGUUCCUAUAAGAUUGUAUUGUGAUAGCAGUGCAGCAAUAUCUAUUGCUGCAAAUCCAGUUUUUCAUGAAAGAACGAAGCAUUUUGAGCUGGACCUAUAUUUUCUUAGGUAA